This is a messenger RNA of Serendipita indica DSM 11827, 1530 nucleotides long. NCBI's taxonomy places the organism in Eukaryota, Fungi, Basidiomycota, Agaricomycetes, Sebacinales, Serendipitaceae. The record is from the annotation of a GenBank genome assembly.
AUGCUGUUCGAAGCGCUCGUUCUCGUCAUUCCACCCGCACUACUAUACAGCUGGUACACUUCAGCGUCAACUAAUGCCUCAUCAGGCGAGGCUGAAGAACACGAGGUCAAAGUGGAAUCAGUAGUCUCUGAUGCGUUCGGAAUAUCUAUCCUGAACCAGAUUCGCGGGCUUAUUUGGAAUGACUCGAUCAUGCAAAAAGGAUACGAUCAACACAAGAAUGGAAUGUUCAGGAUGCCAUUCCUUGGACAGUGGCCCACCGUCGUCUCUGGAGAAUAUAUCAGGGAGCUUGCACGCGCUCCGGAUGACCAUCUCAACUUCCAGGCGACACUCAAUGACUUUAUGCAACUCGAAAUCCUCGUCGGCAAGAGCGUAUCCCAGGACAUGAUACAUCUACCCGUCAUACGCGCCCUUACACGCCAGUUACCAACCUUUUAUCCGGAGGUCGUAGACGAAACGCAAUAUGCAUUUACUACAUACUUUGAGAAACACGGCAAACUCCAAAAAGAUGGAUGGACCAGCGUCAAAGCAUUUGACACAUUUAUGGCUAUUAUAAAACAGCUCAACGCGCGCACGUUCAUCGGACUACCGCUAUGUAGAGAGGAGAAAUGGGAAAAGGCGAUUGACAAGGGUGGUGCAAACCUAACGUGGCGCGCUCUUUUUCUCCGAAUGUUUCCUGAAGACCGACGAGCAGGCGUCAACGAAUAUGUCAAGCGGUUCAGCCACGUUCUAGAAGACUGUAUCGAGCUGUUGACAUCCGUCCUUGAACAACGACGUGCUAUGAGAGAGGAGGAGAGACCGAAUGAUCUACUGACGCUAAUAAUGUCGCGAGUGACAGAUGAAGAGCCAGAUCCACGGACGAUUGUGGGGACGUACUUGGUACUCGACCAAGUUGCGCAGGCGACGACAUCGAUCACCUUUGUGCAUGCGCUGUACUACCUCGUUGCGUAUCCAGAGUACGCAGAUGUCCUGCGGGAAGAGAUUCAGGAAGUGAAUGGGGAUAGUACAAUCUCGUUCACUUCGUUGGGAGAAUUGCGAAAGCUCGAUAGCUUCUUACGCGAGACACAACGGUUGUCUGGGUUCUCCGACUUUUCGAUGAACCGCCUCGCGCUUCAAGAUUUUACCUUUUCCAACGGAGUCACUAUCCACAAAGGCGAAUUCGUCACCGCGGUUGGGAAUUCCGUCCACCAUGACCCGGAAGUGUACCAAGAUGCGAAGGAAUUCAAGCCUUGGCGGUCCUAUGACCAGACAAAUGCCGAGGGUCUGGGAAAGGACUCGAAGAAGUAUGCAGCGGUCACACCAUCGGAGACCUUCCUCGCGUGGGGACUGGGUAAACAUGCGUGCCCAGGACGAUGGUACGCAUCGAUGCUGGUCAAGCAUCUCGUAGUGUACAUUCUUCUCCAGUACGAUAUCAAGCUACCAGACUCGGCAAAAGGAAAGAGACCGGCUGACCUUAGAAUGGUGGGAACCAUAUUACCAAACACGCGUGCCUCGGUGCUGUUCAAGCGGCGUCAGGGGAUAGAUUGGGACUAA